Molecule: messenger RNA, 1008 nt
Organism: Equus caballus (horse)
Lineage: Eukaryota; Metazoa; Chordata; Mammalia; Perissodactyla; Equidae
Gene: OR51L1
Product: olfactory receptor family 51 subfamily L member 1
Biological process (GO): G protein-coupled receptor signaling pathway
Cellular component (GO): plasma membrane
Molecular function (GO): olfactory receptor activity; G protein-coupled receptor activity
Source: RefSeq, a predicted model, not a curated record
AUGACUAUGGUGGUCUGGAAUAACAAUGAUACUGUGGAGCCCAUAUUUAUUCUGAAGGGUUUUCCUGGACUGGAGUAUGUUCAUUUUUGGCUGUCAAUCCCAUUCUGUCUUGCAUAUUUGGUAGCAUUUAUUGGUAACAUUACUGUCCUUUCUGUCAUUCGCAUAGAGUCCUCACUCCACCAGCCCAUGUAUUACUUCCUUUCCAUCUUGGCACUAACUGACCUAGGUAUGUCUCUGUCCACACUCCCCACUGUGCUUGCUGUGUUGUGGUUGGAUGCUCCGGAGAUUCAGGCAAGCGCUUGCUAUGCUCAGCUCUUCUUCAUCCAUACAUUCACAUUCCUGGAGUCCUCAGUGCUGCUGGCUAUGGCCUUUGACCGUUUUGUUGCUAUCUGCCGGCCACUGCACUACACUACCAUUCUCACCAACAGUGUAAUUGGCAAGAUUGGUUUGGCCUGCUUGCUAAGAAGCAUGGGAGUUGUACUGCCCACACCUUUGCUACUGAGACAGUAUCACUACAGCCAUGUCAAUGCCCUCUCCCACACCUUCUGUUUACACCAGGAUGUUCUGAGAUUAUCCUGUUCAGAUGCCAGGAUCAACAGUGUUUAUGGACUGUGUGUAGUUAUCACCACACUUGGCAUGGAUUCCAUCUUCAUACUUCUUUCUUAUGUCCUGAUUCUGAAUGCUGUGUUGGGCAUUGCAUCUCGUGAAGAGCGGCUAAAGGCACUCAACACGUGCGUAUCCCAUAUCUGCGUGGUACUCAUCUUCUUUGUGCCAGUUAUUGGGGUGUCAAUGGUCCAUCGCUUUGGGAAGCAUCUGUCUCCCGUAGUCCACAUCCUUAUGGCUGACAUCUACCUGCUCCUUCCCCCAGUGCUUAAUCCUAUUGUCUACAGUGUCAAGACAAAGCAGAUUCGUCUCAGAAUUCUUCGCACGUUUGGACUAGGGAGACUUCAAACUCUAUCCUCCAGCUUUCUCACUGAAAAAUGUUGCAACAGCUGUUUGAGUAGAUGA